CAUGAAGAGGAAAACAAUCAGUGAAGAGACUGGGAAAACAAAAAUGGACGCUCCUGCCAAUAUUGAUGGCGGUGAGCAUCCUGCUAACCCUCUUCCCAAUCCUCCUGAGACCUUCCCUCCAGAGGAGCGGCCUCUCCAUGAAGGUUUUAUGCGGGAAGCGUUGGCAAUGGCACAACUUGCCCUUGACACAGACGAGACCCCUGUAGGCUGUGUCUUUGUGCAUAAUGGGGCCGUUGUCGCUCGUGGCAUGAACGCCACCAACCGCACCCUCAACGGCACACGCCACGCCGAAUUCAUCGCCAUUGCCUCGCUCCUUUCGCCGACGCCCCUUCCGGCGUCAACUUCCCCAAACGACCUACCCCAGCCUGACCCCUCCCGGCCGGCCUACACUGCCGAUGUUCUCCCAGAAUGUGAUCUUUAUGUCACGGUUGAGCCGUGCGUCAUGUGCGCCUCCUUGCUCCGGCAGUUCGGGAUCAGGAAGGUCUAUUUUGGCGCUGCGAACGAUCGAUUUGGAGGGACAGGCGGUGUGUUGAGUAUUCAUGACUGUGCAUCAGUAGACCCGGCGUAUAAGGUCAGUGGAGGCUGGCUGAGGGAAGAGGCGAUAAUGAUGCUGCGGCGGUUUUACGUACAGGAGAAUGGGAAAGCACCGGCGCCGAGACCGAAGAAGGAGAGAGUUCUAAAUCUUGAGGUAGAACCGUUGGUUAAGCCAACUGGUGAUAAUCCGAGUUAAAUGUUUGGAAUAGGAUCUUUUUGACACAGCAUUGAAGAGGUAGACAGACGAAGUACAUGUAUAUCACGAAGAAUUUACGUAGAUUUAGGCAAGGAAAGAAGCUUUACAAUUGUUUUGUGAACAGCCUUGCGCUAUGAAGGGAGCUGAACUUGCCCCGGGCUCUAUCAAGAACAGCUGUAUAAAUACUCAGAGAGC
Molecule: messenger RNA, 925 nt
Organism: Pseudogymnoascus verrucosus
Lineage: Eukaryota; Fungi; Ascomycota; Leotiomycetes; Thelebolales; Thelebolaceae
Gene: TAD2
Product: tRNA(adenine34) deaminase
Exons: 3
Coding region: 2-730 (242 amino acids)
Biological process (GO): tRNA wobble adenosine to inosine editing
Cellular component (GO): cytoplasm; nucleus
Molecular function (GO): tRNA-specific adenosine-34 deaminase activity
Source: RefSeq, a predicted model, not a curated record